This is a messenger RNA of Vavraia culicis subsp. floridensis, 2280 nucleotides long. RefSeq lists its product as uncharacterized. The coding region runs from base 1 to 2280 and encodes 759 amino acids. The record is from RefSeq and is a predicted model, not a curated record. The transcript has a single exon. Lineage: Eukaryota; Fungi; Microsporidia; Pleistophoridae.
AUGCCAAAAAACAAAUCUACACCACCAAAACCGCGCAGAGUGUCAUUUGCAAAGAAACUGAGCAUAAUUUACAUAAAAAGUGAUGAUGUAAGAGGCGCAUCACCGUGUAAUAUGAGUAUCGAUGGGGGUGAGGUAAGUGUGGAGAUAACGAACGAUUAUGGGAGCUAUGUAGAUGGUACGGAUGGGAAGAGAAUGAAUAGGAGGAUAAGCGGAGGUGCAGAUGAGAGGGGAAAUGAUAAAAAUGUAAGUAUGACUGGUGAUAAGUGUGAUGAUAAGGAUACGAGCGUAGAUACAAAAGAUGAAAAGCGAUUCUGCUCCAGUAAUGAAAUGGCGAACGAAGGAGAUGUUAUUCAUGCGUAUGAUAACAAUCAAUUAAGUAAUAAAAAUGCAGUUUAUGCACGUGAACAGAGAAUUGAUACUGAGCCUUUUAGUAGCGCACAAUCAAGGACAAGCAUAAACAAGGAAAACGUGUUGAAUACCGGUGGCACAGAAAGAAUUGAUUCGAUGAACGAACGGAAAGAUGAGUUUAUGAAUGUAAGAAUGGAGAAUGUGAUAGAAGAAACGAAGGAUAAGAAUUUGAUAGACAUGGAGAGAGUGGAUGAAGUGGUAAGGGAUGUAGUAAGGGAUGUAGUAAGGGAUGAAGUGAUAAGGGAUGUAGUAAGGGAUGAAGUGGUAAGGGAUGUAGUGGUAAGGGAUGAAGUGGUAAGGGAUGAAGUGGUAAGGGAUGAAGUGGUAAGGGAUGAAGUGGUAAGGGAUGAAGUGGUAAGGGAUGAAGUGAUGGGUAGAGGAACUGAGAAUGAAGAUAAUAAUGGAGCUGAGAAUGGAAAUAAGAAUGGAAAUAAGAAUGAAAAUAUUAAUGGAAAUAUUAAUGGAAAUAAGAAUGGAAAUAAUAACGCAGUACAAAAUAACAAGGAUGUGCUAAUAAAUACGGUUGAUCUGCGUAAAAUAAUACGAAAAGAUGAAGAAGAACUGAACAUAAACGAAAGGCUGGCAUCAAUAGGCAUACGCUUCUUAGACGAUCUCAUACUGAAACAGACAAGAAAAUCAACGCUCAUCAAAACAAAAAACGAAAUUGAUGAACACCUCUACGUAUACUACAAGCUGUACUACGAACAAAGGAUGGCAUUCUUCUGCUCGUUCCUGAGUUACAUCAAGGAUAAAAUGAAGGAGCAUGAGCAAGUGCUUGCCAGCAAACACAAAGAGAUGAGAGUUGAUGAUUUUAUACGUAUGAAGAAUGCAAAGGCUCUUAAGACAGAGUGCAGGAACAGGACAAGAAUACGGUGGCAUGAGUUGAGGCGAACAAGGGAGAUGAAUUUUAAUAAGAGGAUGGUUGAGUGCAGGGAUGAGUUGGUUGAGGUAAAUAGGGGGAUGGAGAUAGAGAGGGGCAGGAGAGAGAAAGAGAGACAAAGGGUUAGAGAUGAGAUUGAAAGAUUGGAGAUAAGGAUGGGAGAUAUGAACAGGAAUGGUAGCGUGAGUAGGAGCGGUAGUGCUCCCAGUUCAACUGGCAACAACCUCAAAAAUGAUAAUGAAUCCAUAAAGAGCGUGAACAUGUACGAUUUUGAAAGAAUGAAGCGCAAAAUAAAAGAACAAAACGAUCUGAUAGAAUGUCUGAGCAAGGAAGUACAGGAAAAGAAGAAAUACAAUGCCAUCCUCAAGCAAAGAAUACAAAGCGAAAGAAAAGAGGAGCAAACACUUCGUGUAACGAUCAGAGAGAUGGAAGAGAAUGCACGUACCAAAACGGUUGAUGAACAGGAAUGUGAACAGAUGAAGAAGAGGUACCUGUUGAGUGCUACAUUCUAUCAGUGUGAGGUACUUAAGGUAGAGAAUGAAAGGAUAGAAUUUAAUUUUUUACAGUUUGGGGUGGUGUACGGUGUUAAGGGAGCGGUAGUGCGUGCUACGGUUAAGAAUGAGUUCAUUAAUUUUUAUGUUAGGGUGGUCAACGAAAGAAUUGGUAAGGUAGUAGCAUGUUACGAUAAUGAAAAGGACAGUAAUUGCGAUAGUGGUACGGAUAGCAGUACUGAUGUGUUGCAUCCAUCCUUUGUCAUCAACACACUUUCAUUGGUCAGCUUUUACUACGAAGAAAUCCUUGUGAUGGAGAGGAAGUACUUCUUGGAUAUGGUAAUAAAUGAUGGUGUGUAUUUGAAUGUACGAGUACCGAGUAUAAGUAGCGAUGAGAGGGGCGUAGAAAUGUUUAUUGAUACAGAAUUAGUGGUGUACGUUAAGAUGGAUGGAAAGUAUGUGAGGAGUAGUAGUAUUAGCUUGUUAGAUAUUGUUGAAUGA